AUGACACUGCGUCACAAGAACAACAGUAAGUUCAUGAAGAGUGCACUCAAGGGUGGAUUGACCAGUGAGAUUCGUCAGGAUAUCAAUGAGAGAAAGGAGCUAUCCAAGUCGCUGAUGGGACGUAUGAAUAGACGUAAAGGAGAGAAAGAUAGUGACGAUGAAGUUGAUAGUGGAGAUGAUGAAGUUGUCGCUCCAACAACUAAAUCAAAACAACAACCUAAAGAAAUAACAAGAACCGAUGUUGAUUCAAUCGAUCCGGCAAUGUCAAUGAAAGAUAGAAUUCAAGCAAAGUUGGAUCUCUUGGGAAUGUCGGAGCAAGUCGAUCUCAAAGAGACUGGAAUCAACGGAAUGAAGUUUAUGCAAUCAAAGUUGGAGCGUGAUCUCGAUAGAAAGUUGAAGAAGAGCGUAUCCGGUGGUAGCGAUGACUACGAGCAGCAGGAGGAGGAAGCUCAGAUGACCAUUCUCGAGAAUGAGAAUCGUAUUGCCGUUCAUAGACCGGUCCGCUCCAACAAGGCGGUGUUGAGUGCCGAACAACUAGCAAGUGGACAUACUCAACUCGAUCAAGUUGCAUUGUCUGGAGGUCACAAGAUGAGAAUGUCAGAGCAAAUCUCAAUUGGAAAGCAACAACAAUCUAUGAAAACAGAGAACAUUCAAGGUGGAAACAAGAAACAGGAAACCAAAUCGAUUAAAGUAAACAAGGAGAUCGAUGAAGACAAUUUAGACGAACAAAUGGAGAAUCCAUGGUUGGAAGUCACCAAAUCCAACAAGUCUGGAAAGAACAAGGAAAAGAAGAAACAAUCACAAAAGGUUUUAGUUGAUAUGGAUAAUAUUGUACCUAUUAACAAUAAUAAUAUUAAUAAUAGUAACAAUAAGAGAAAGAAUGUAGAUAGUAUAGAUAAAACAACAACAACAACAACAACAGAUAAUAAUAUUAAUAAUAAGUUAGAAGAUAAUAAUAGUAAUAAGAAGAGAAAACAUCCAGGAAUGUCAUUGAUUACAUCGAAUAAACAAAAGGAGUUACUUUUGGAAGCGUUCGCCAGAGACAAUGUUGAAGACGAGUUUGCCAAGGCCAAGCAGGAGCUGUUGGAGCAAGAGUUGGAGAAACACGAAGAGGAGAACGCUCCACCCAAACAACUACCGGGCUGGGGAUCGUGGACUGGCGAUGGAAUCAAAGAAAAGAAGGUUGACGAAGCCAAGCUAAAGAGAGAGCGUGAAGCUAAACUCAAAGCAAUUGCACAGAAGCGAUCCGAUUAUAAAAACAGUAGAGUUGUAAUCGAUGAGAAAUCAAAUAUUUCCGGUGUAUCUAAAUAUUUAUUGAGUAAAACACCGAUGCAUUAUGAGAGUAAAGAACAAUAUGAAAGUACACUGGAGGUACCACUUGGAAAAGAUUGGAAUACUCGUACUGUCUACCAGAAACUCAUUGAACCGAAACUCUCUGUUGCUGCCGGAACCUAUAUUAAACCGGUGACACGUGCCGAUCGUAAUCAUGUCACUCACCAAAUCAAUCUCAACAAAAAAGAAUCUAAUAAGGUCACUUCUCUUAAACAAACAAACAAUAACAACAACAACAAUAACAAUAAGAAACAAAAAUCAAAAUAA
Heterostelium album PN500 is the source of this 1599-nucleotide messenger RNA. It is a transcript of the gene utp14, whose product is annotated as U3 snoRNP protein. The coding region runs from base 1 to 1599 and encodes 532 amino acids. Lineage: Eukaryota; Evosea; Eumycetozoa; Acytosteliales; Acytosteliaceae. Gene Ontology annotation, cellular component: small-subunit processome; nucleolus. Gene Ontology annotation, biological process: rRNA processing. The transcript has 2 exons. The record is from RefSeq and is a predicted model, not a curated record.